Carassius auratus (goldfish) is the source of this 7333-nucleotide messenger RNA. RefSeq names its product potassium voltage-gated channel subfamily C member 1-like. The transcript is spliced from 5 exons. NCBI's taxonomy places the organism in Eukaryota, Metazoa, Chordata, Actinopteri, Cypriniformes, Cyprinidae. Gene Ontology annotation, biological process: protein homooligomerization; action potential; potassium ion transmembrane transport. The record is from RefSeq and is a predicted model, not a curated record. Gene Ontology annotation, cellular component: voltage-gated potassium channel complex; neuronal cell body membrane; postsynaptic membrane. Gene Ontology annotation, molecular function: delayed rectifier potassium channel activity; protein binding. The coding region runs from base 927 to 2879 and encodes 650 amino acids.
UUUGUUUCUUGGCGUGUAUAUGGUUAAAUGGCACAGGGUGGGGUUUGGGGAGGGGGCACCAGCUGCCACCUUUCCUUUAAAGAGCUGAAGGGAGGGAACAGCACCGAGGGAUCCCAUGUCACCAUUAGAUUAAGGAAUAAAUUGCAUGGAAAUACAGAUUUACCAAACAAAAACAUCGACAGAAAAAAAGGGAGGGGAACAAACGAACGGAAGAAAUAAGAGAGGCAGCUCAAGGAAUAACAUUUGUAGUCGUGCCCGGCAAGCUGCUUGUUCGGCAUAAAUCAAUUCAAACAGACAUCUCAGUCUGCAACUAAAGACCUGCUUUCGGUCUUCUUAACCCUGGACAACGGGAACGGGUGAUGACACGGAAGAAAGGAUGCUAAAACUGAGAAGAAAGGGAUAGACUGUUAAUGGAGUGAGUGCAUGAAGAUUUAAACAGAGAGAGAGAGAGGGAGAGGUGUUUCCCCGCUGCACGUUUCGCUUGGAUGAAUAGACUUGUUUCGUGUAGGGAAUAAAAGUAAAAGGUUAACACGAGCUUCAAGAAAUAGAAAUGCUUAUUUACCAGGAAAAUAUUUUUUGAUAUCAGACCUGUAAAACCUGUGUAAAUAACGAGAAUAAUUUAUUUGAGGAACAAGGAUAUCAGAGGUGCAACUUAGGUGAUUUAUUCUGUUUUUCGUAGGCUAGUCUUCUGUAUCACCAGAGGAACUGAACUACGCACUAUAGCACAGUUGCGUUGUUUUCAACUAGCAGGUGUUGUAGCGAGAAUAGCUUAUAUUGCAUUAUUCAUAACUGUAGCCAUUUUAUAAAAAAAAAAAAACUAAAUCUUAGGUUUCUGCACAGUCACUUGGACCUACGCCAAGAGGAUCCCUCAGUUCAGUCAGAAAACAGGCAAUUGCACGUAGCGUUUUUGUGCAGUUUGUGUGUUCAUGUGUGUGUGUUCAGUGACACGCACACUGCACGCACGCGAACAGAGCCAGACCCAAAGCGAGCUCCUCCUCCCCCCCUCCCCGCUCGGUUCUCUCUCCUCCUCUCCCUCCCCCUGCUCCUCUAUGCUCAGUUCGGUGUGUGUCUCCUCUUUCAAAGGGCGCAAGGGUGGGAACAAGUCGUCCAACAAAGCAUGUUACAGCGCAGACAUGACUUGUCCGUCAGACAGCGAGAAAAUAGUGAUAAACUGCGGGGGGAUUCGACACGAGACGUACCGCAGCACACUGAAGACGCUGCCUGGGACGCGCUUGUCCUGGCUCACGGAGCCAGAUGCGUUCAGUAACUUUGACUAUGACCCCAAAUCAGACGAGUUCUUCUUUGACCGCCACCCCAACACCUUUGCUUUCAUCCUCAACUAUUACCGCACAGGGAAGUUGCAUUGUCCCAACGAUGUCUGCGGUCCUCUCUUCGAGGAGGAGCUCGCGUUCUGGGGUAUCGACGAGACGGAUGUGGAGGCUUGCUGCUGGAUGAACUACCGACAGCAUCGGGACGCCGAGGAAGCGCUGGACAGCUUCGAAACGCCCGAACCGGAGCCGCCAGAGGACGACCCGGCGCUCACGGGUGGUGCGGACGGGGAUUUGAAGAGGUUGUGUCUGCAGGAGGAUGGCCGCAACCGCAGCUGGUGGAGUACCUGGCAGCCCCGCAUCUGGGCGCUGUUUGAGGACCCCUACUCCUCCAAAUACGCCAGGUAUGUGGCGUUCGGCUCACUCCUGUUCAUCCUCAUCUCCAUCUCAACAUUUUGCUUGGAGACACACGAGGCCUUCAACACCAUCUACAAUAAGACAGAGAACGUGACGGUGGGGAACGUCACACGGGAGGAGAUUGUGUUUGAGGUAGUGACUGACAACUGGCUGACCUACGUGGAGGGCAUGUGCGUCAUCUGGUUCACCAUCGAGGUGUUCGCCCGCGUCAUCUUCUGCCCGGACAAGGCGGAGUUCUUCAAGAGCUCGCUGAACAUCAUCGACUUUGUAGCCAUCCUGCCCUUUUACCUGGAGGUGGGGCUGAGCGGCCUCUCCUCGAAAGCCGCGAAAGACGUGCUGGGCUUUUUGCGCGUGGUGCGAUUCGUCCGAAUCCUGCGAAUCUUCAAGCUCACGCGUCAUUUCGUGGGGCUGAGAGUGCUGGGUCACACGCUCCGUGCCAGCACCAAUGAAUUCUUGCUCCUCAUCAUCUUCCUCGCUCUGGGGGUGCUCAUCUUCGCCACCAUGAUCUACUAUGCCGAGCGCAUCGGCGCCGACCCGGCCGACCCCACGGCGAGCGCCCACACCACCUUCAAAAACAUCCCCAUCGGCUUCUGGUGGGCAGUGGUCACAAUGACAACACUGGGCUAUGGUGACAUGUAUCCAGAGACAUGGUCUGGUAUGUUAGUGGGAGCCUUGUGUGCCCUGGCGGGCGUGCUGACCAUCGCCAUGCCUGUGCCCGUCAUUGUAAACAACUUCGGCAUGUACUACUCUCUGGCCAUGGCCAAGCAGAAGCUGCCCAAGAAGAAGAACAAGCACAUCCCUCGGGCUCCGCAGCCUGGAUCGCCCAACUACUGCAAGCCAGACGCCCUGGCCAUGGCAACUGCCUCACCGCACAGGAUCUUGGGUAAUGUGCUGGGCAGUAUGGUGGUCUCUGGAAGCAUGGCAGGAGACUGUCCUCUUGCACAGGAGGAAAUCAUAGAGAUUAACAGAGCAGACUCCAAACAGAAUGGAGAUGCUGCAAACGCAGCUCUGGCUAAUGAGGACUGUCCCACCAUAGAUCAGGUGCUGGGGCCAGAUGACAGGAGUCCGGCCACCGGUGGGCUGGGGACAUGCACGGGGCGUGAACGUUACCCCCACGAUAGGGCCUGCUUCCUUCUCAGUACCGGAGAGUUCCGCACCACAGACAGCAAUGUCAGGAAAGUGCUGAGCUUCUGAACUGCCACUUUUAUAAAGCUCCCCAACCGCAAAACCUGUCCGGAGGCAACCCCCAGGGUCACCGCAGGAUUAGAGACGGCGAAAGAGAGAAAACGAGAGAUGAAAGGAGUGCUUCGCUAAACCAACUUAAAGAAAACAUUGUAACACUAGUCUCUCCAUUUCUAAUUUUAACCCCCAACGUAGGUGCAAUAAACUGUCAAUAUCACGUUUUGGGAGGAUGUGGAUCACAUUCUUCCUACAGGGAUCGCUGCCCUUGGAAAACGGGUGGGAUUCGUCAUACAAACUGUAGUACGUCCUGGCUCGAUCUGAUGGAAAUGGAUGCAAUUUUGAAGUGAUUUAUUUUUGUGGGGCGAUCCACCAUGAUAAUUGCAUCUGAAAGUGGACCAAAAACCCUCGAUCCAGUCUCAGAUACACAUAAUGUGUGGAAAAAACACCCAUCAUACCCUUCAACGCUAUGCAAUUCAAACACACAUUGACAGUCAGUUUCAUCAAACGCUUCAAUCGAACAGUUUAUCAGCCAAACUUUUUCCGCUCCUUUACCUUUUGGAGAUCUUGCACGUGCUUUAAAUGAAAAUAGACAGUGCCGCCAUUGGCCUGCCACAUUCCUAUACCGUACAGUUUCCCCAUUCAUCCAAUUGGAAAUCUUGUUCAGAGUGUCCUUCUCAGGGCUCACAGAAAGGUGACUUUGUCCACUAUGAAGAAAAGAGCAUUAGCCUCUCUCUUUUCUCUCUCUCUCUUAGUUCAGCUCUCUGCGUCUCAGCAUUUCUGUUCAACUGUAGAUGAACUGCAUGGCAUGAAUAAAAAAAUAAAAUAAAAAAAAACAGAGAGAAAGAUGAUAGAGAUCAUGCUGAGAGGAACAAGAGGAAACUGUAGACAGGACCACUUUGUUUGCACAGUAAAAAAUGGGUGACUAUGGAUCAGUGGAUGGGGUCACUUUCUUCACCUUCACGUGGGGAACAGAAAAUACAACAAGUGCAUGAUACCUGUUGAAGGACAGAGGGGUUUUUAAGUGGACUGGGUGGACUUUGAACAAAAGCUGAAAAAAAAGAGAAAAUGGAAAAACAAAUGCAUUUUUUUUCUCACUUUGUUUACCAGCAUGACUAAACUGCAUGACUUUGCAAGCCCUGAACCCCAAAUUAGAGGGCUUGAAAUCACUAAAUGCCGAAAUCAAAUGGAAACAAUAACAUUUUAUGCUAAAUGCUUCUAAAUUAUGAAAAAAAAGAAUAUAUUUAAAAAAAGAGAGGCUCUUUAUUUUUUUUUUGAAUAAUAAAAAAAAAGAAUAAUGUAAAAAUAUAUAAGAUUGCAAGAUUCACACAGUUUUGUUGGGUAAAAGAGGAACAAACCCCACUCAGUCUAGCUGAGUGAUCUAGAACGAACUCCUUCAACUACGACUGCUCCCUCAAUGGUUUCGAAUCACACAUCUUCCCUUCUCUUUGUCCAUCAUUUCACCCUUUACUUGAACUUUCCUGGCUCUUUGCUCUGCCCUUCACAGUCUCCCUCAGUCAUGGCAGCCUCCAGCAGUGGCGCGACAGCUCCUCUGGAGACCUCCGACAGGGCUCUUUUCUUUUGAUGGUUAUGGGUCUGAAAAGCAAGGUGGAAGGGGAUUUUAAGACUGUGGGUGAAGUUGUCUUUUUAAGUUUAAUCCUGAUGGAAAGUUUUGGCUUGCUUUGUGAUGUUUGCGCUUUUUAUUUCAUCCACAUUCCACGGGUAAAUCAAAGCUUUAUCCAUCAAAAGUGAGUUUGCAUCCACUUAAUAUCAGUCUAAUGAAUAUUAGCGUUGUGUGAACUGCUGUGUCACGAGACCCUGAGCACUUACUGUACAUCGCAAAGCACUAUUAUUCAAUCAGGAAGCCAUAAUGUGAGAGUAGCGCCACCAUAUGAGCUCAAAGGUGCUCAGGAGACCGUGUUGAUUCAGAAACCUGAACAUGGUUUUGUAGUUCUUAAGUUGUGUUGAGUUUGUUGAAAAUAUUGACAUUUAUUCUGUAGUUCAUUUUCUGGUGGUACAUAGCAUUGCAAGGUUUCCACAAGAUUUUGUUAUAUUCACUUAAUAUUUGUUUUAUUUUAUAAGUUUUUAAGAUUUGCAUAUGCUGAGCACCCACUAAAACCAGCCAUGCCAUACCAAAAUGGACUUCCUUAUUAACUUAGCAGCAGACUUCUGAUAUUAGCAUCAGUAUUAGCAUUAGCCUGUGUGAGAGGAGGCCAUGAUUCCACCAGUGUCGCUUUUAACUCGUAGAUUACACGUGUGAGUAACUGUUUGACUGUUUAAAACUUUUGGUGUCUUCAACAACAUACCAAGCAUUGGUUACUUUACAAAAGUUGGUUAGUCUGGUUAGGUGUUGUUUACGUUGAUUUAAAGUGUAAUUUGCUGUCUUGAAACACCAUGACUGUGUUCAGUCAGCGCUCAUCGUUCAGAGUCAGAUGUAAGCUUAGUUUAGUAACUACCUAUGCAACACCUAAGCAAGACCUUAGCAGCUCACACACACAAACACACACACACACACACACAUGCCAUGUGCUCAGGCCAGCUGGCUGGUGUCUGUUUACCGGUGCUGUGUGUCCUGGGAGGGAAAAUGACAUAGAUGCAGCUCCAUCACCACAAGAGCCAGCAUUAUCUGCUGACCGUGUAGUUUUACUUCAUAUGUUAGCAGCUGGUCAGAGUAGCUUGAAGGUGCGACCGAUGUGUGCAGCUGUAGUAGCCAUGUCGCUUUCUUUAGUGGUGCACUAUCUUCUCGAUUAAUACAUCAGGCCUGUUUUUUGUUAUUUGCAAUGUCUUUUCUGCAUGCUUCUCAUGGUGCACGAAGACACUCAUGCACUUUUAGAGUUAACCUAUACGUUUAUAUGUAAGCAUACGCUCAUCUCAAAGGGUUUGCAGGACACCCGAAUUGUUUCAUAUGUGCUAUUCAGUUCCAGAUUGCAUUUGCUGACCGGUUAAGAUGAUGUGUACCUCUCUGUUCGUUUAUAAAUCCGAUUGGAUGGUGUUUUGGAGCAAUAAUGCUAGAGGGCCACUCUUUCCUCAUUGUCGUCAUUAGGAAUUGGAGGACAUGUUCAUCUCAUCCCUAAUAAGAAAUCCUGUGUGCCUGAAACUGUUCCCUGAAUGUGUACGCAAACCGGCCACAUCAAUUGAAGAUGCUCUCUCUGCAAAUGCUUCCCAUGAGAGUUUGUCUUGGCGUGAAUGAGACUGCAACCCCUCCAGAUGGCUGACAGCUCAACAUACCUUUACUUGAAACCCAAAUGUAAAACAUAUCAGAGAGGAGCAGAACAAAGCCAGAAUCAGUCUUCACGCUUUCUCAACUUCCUGUUUGCAUUCCACCCCCCUCAUCUGUUCCCUCUCCUUCUCUAUUUUUAAGGAAGAAGCUUUUUUUUUGCAUCCCUUGUUCUUGUGUUUUUCUAUCAUAUUGUUUGAAGUUGACUUGUUUUGCAUGCAUGGAAUACAAUGAGGACAUAACUUGUGAAUAAUUUAUGAAUGGCCAGAAUGAGGUAAUCAUCUCUUUCACCUGGGCUCUCUACUCUGCAACUUCUCUUUCUGAGAUCAUUAGAGAGGAAGAAAGAGCAUAUGUUGUUCCUGGUUUCCCUCACAUCCCUAUUUCUCCAAAAUGUAGCCAUGCCAAAUAUAAAUUAAGGCUGUACUCUAGCCAUUCCGAAAUACUCUGUGUUUUAUUUAUAUAUUUAUAUAUUGUUUUAAAGAUUAUAUUUAUCUGUAUAUAUCUGUAUUGAAUAUUCAUCAGAGCUUCCACAGACUCAGAGCUGAACAGAUGCAGCAGAUGUCGACAAAAAACAGCCUGCAGGAACUCAGUUUUCACUGCAUGUGUCUGUGCAUUUAUUCUUGUAUAGUUUGACCCAAUAUGCACUACGUGUCCUUUUCUACUUUAGUUAUUUAAUGUAGCUUGUUUAAAGGGGGGAUUCAUUGCACUAUCACAGCUAAUGGAGCGGCUGUGUCUACUGCUGAGCGCAAGCCUAACCAUACACCCCCCUAAGUUAAGAAAGAGAGAAAGAGAGAGAGAGUUAGAAAGAGAGGCCAGUGAGAAAGAGAAGGUUCCUAAAAGAAAUGGAUGAGUUCUAUGCUACUAAGAUUGAUGCUGGAUACAAUUUUAUUGUCAUACAAAAAAGGGGAAAAAAAUAUCAAGAACUGUAUAAAAUAUAUUUCAAUGGAAUGUUUAUUAUUUACCUUUUAUAUUUUUGAAAUGUAUAAAGAAAAAAAAUUAAUAAACUGUAAUAAUUUAACAGAGUUUGUGAACACUGAGACUUAAAAAUGUUAUAUUAUUAAAAGUAUGGACGUUUGAACGUGAAUGCUAACCUACCUGAUUAAAAUCUUCUCCAUUACAGAUAGGGAAAAAAUAAAAUAAAAACAAUUAGAAAAAUGAAAUCCAAUUUAAAAAGAAAAAGUUCAAUAAAAUCAAUAAAAAUGUUAAAACCUCAUGCCAAAAUUUUCAACAUGUGUCCUGUGUGAUUCUUCAA